Molecule: messenger RNA, 2313 nt
Organism: Cydia pomonella (codling moth)
Lineage: Eukaryota; Metazoa; Arthropoda; Insecta; Lepidoptera; Tortricidae
Product: proton-coupled amino acid transporter-like protein CG1139
Exons: 9
Coding region: 395-1564 (389 amino acids)
Biological process (GO): amino acid transmembrane transport
Cellular component (GO): vacuolar membrane
Molecular function (GO): amino acid transmembrane transporter activity
Source: RefSeq, a predicted model, not a curated record
AUGUUAAUGGAAUGGUGGCCGCUUUCAGACGAAAGGAGUCCUGGCGUCUGUUAGCUCGUUGGGUGAACGACAUUCGGAAGAUUGUGGGUCACUUCUGGAUGAGAUUGGCUGAGGACUGGGAUAAAUGGCGUACUCGAAGAGAGGUCUAUGCUCAGCAGUGGGCGAUAAAAAGCUGAUAUGAUGAUGAUGUCCCACCCGAACACCGCAGCGGCGUGCGUAUCGGCAUCCAAUUGAAUACCAGACUCGGUCGACAAUCACAUUGGCACGAGAGGACCAGUUGGGAAGAGACAGCAAAUAUGACCCGUUUGCGCACAGAAAUGUAACUCACCCUACUUCGACUGUUGGAUCUUUCUUCCAUCUUCUAAAGUCCUCGCUGGGCUCAGGGCUGCUGGCGAUGCCGGCCGCAUUUAAACACAUUGGCAUAAUUCCCGGCGUCUUCGGCACAGCCCUAGUCGCACUUAUCGCUACACACUGCGUCCACAUAUUAGUAUCUACGUCACGAGCACUGUGUGAAGAAAGCAGAGUAGCUUCGUUGAGCUACGCCGAGACGUGUGAAAAAGCUUUUAAACAUGGUCCAAAGAUGAUUAGGAGAUUUUCUACACAUAUAAGACACUUUGCUGACUUCGCUAUGGCAGGGGUUUGCUUGGGUGGAACGAGUGUGUACGUAAUUUUCAUCGCCUCCUCACUCAAGGAUAUAUGCGACCACUUCUACCCAUCUCACCUGUACUCUGUCAAAACCUACUGCGGUUUCCUCCUACUCCCGCUCAUCCUGACCUCCCAGAUUCGUCAUCUCAAGUUCCUGGUCCCUUUCUCCCUCUUAGCCAAUAUCUGUCUCCUUCUGACCUUCCUUAUCACUUGCUACUACACGUUCCAGGGCAUACCGAGCGUAGGGCCGGAAAAAUUGACAGCUGGGGUCACCCGAUGGCCCCUGUUUUUAAGCACAGCCAUCUUCGCGAUGGAGGGCAUCAACGUGGUCAUGCCCAUAGAGAACGAGAUGGCGAACCCGAAGCGCUUCCUCGGGUGCCCUGGGGUACUGAACGUGACCAUGGUCUUCGUAGCUACGCUGUAUGGUGUGGUGGGCCUGUUCGGCUUCUUGAAGUACGGCGAUGAGGCUCAAGGAAGCAUCACUCUGAAUCUUCCGCAGGAUGAAAUCCUGGCGAUGGUAGCGAAAAUUCUGGUGGCUGUAGCGGUAUUCUUCACAUAUUGCCUGCAGAUGUACGCGCCGUUGGACAUCCUCUGGAUUCGAGUGCAGAGCUUCAUAUCUGUGAACUACCAUAAUCUGGGGCAAAUCGUUCUCAGAACACUGUGUGUCGUCCUUACAGUGACCUUGGCCAUCGCAGUGCCUGACUUGGAGCUGCUGAUAGGUCUGGUAGGCGCCAUCUUCUUCUCAACCCUGGGCCUCCUCAUCCCGGUGGUUGUGCAGACCGCCCACUGCUGGGACAGGAACUUGGGUCCGUAUUUGCUAGUGGUGUGGAAGAAUAUGCUGCUGUUGCUGUUCUACUUACUGGUUCUAGUUUCUGGUUGCUACGUGUCUAUUGGUGAACUGGUUGCAAAGUUUUCCUAGUACUUAUUCGUAUUUGGAGCUUGGUAUCAAUUUAAACAAGGUCCAUUUAAUAUUUUGCCUACGAGGUAUAUUUGAGUGCCGUAGCUUCUCAAUACUGGUAUCUGUUUUGGAGGAUGCCGGGGACUCUAUUUUAGUGCGCUGUGUUUUAAACACUCUUGCACCUAGGUUCAUGAAAUUUGACACUUACGUAGACAAUUUUAUGAUGUUUUGAUAAUAAAAAUAAAUGUUGAAGGCAUUUUUAUACAAUUUACAAUAUAUUUUUUGCAACAUACCUGGACACGCCGAGACAUAUUAUAAAUUACACUAGCCUAUACAUAUUACAAUAUAUUAUUAUGUAUAUACGUAACCACUAAAUAGAUGUAAUUAGUUAGGUGUAAUUAGUCAGUAGUUAGUAUAAUUAGUAUUAUAUUUAUUAUUAGCUAAAACAGGCCCUAAAUGAUUCAGAAAUAUAAAGUUAAGACUAAUUAAACUUAACAAAUUACAGUUAUUAAUUGACAGUUAACAGAGUGGACCGUAAAGCGGGUAACGAAAAGUGUACGCAAGAGUGUGUUUGUGCAUUUUUAGCCUUAUGUGUAAUUUGAUAAAUCUGCGUGCCAAAAGUUUGUAAGUCUUAUCGAUACGUGUAUAAUAAGUAAAAAAGUUGCGAUGAGGCUUGAAUUGGUUAUUUUUUUAACCUGGACCGUGAAAGGGUUAAAAACCAAUAUAAUUGCAAUAUUAUACUUUAACAAUAAAUAAUUUUUUUUCAAGGA